AAACCUCCCGUAAAACAUAGAGUUGUCUCCCCUUUACUAGCUGUUGUGUAACCGAAUGAACUAGAAUUUAGCAAGGAUUCCACUGAUAUAUUCCAGAUAUAGUUGCCUACGAAUAUGUAAAAUUAUUUACAAUUAUCAAUCCAGAAAGUUGUAACAAUAUUAAGAUGUCCAGUCCUGCAAUAUCGCAUAUAUCGCGAGUUCGAGCCUUAUAUAAAGCUAUAUUAAAGUUACACCGUGGUUUGCCGUUACAGAUGCAAGCUUUAGGUGACCAAUACGUGAAGGAAGAAUUUAGACAACAUAAAACAGUUUCAACUAAUGAAGCGUCUGUAUUUAUGACAGAAUGGUCGAAAUAUUAUGUAACACUUGCCCAACAGAUUGGUAAGAAGAAGCCGGAUCAAAGUAAUAUUGGUGCUAAUUUAUCGCCAGAAUUGUUAGACUGCUUGGGUGAUGAUCAGAUUGGACAGUUACAUGAACUUCUUCUAGAAACACAGAAACCUAUUGAAAAUUCGUGAAAACGCCCGAUGAAUAAAAACUAAAUCGAUGGAAAGGGUUCUUGUAACAAAGAUCACCUGAGAAAUUAUUUGUGAAACCCCGUAACCGACAGUUGUUUUUUGAAGAUAGUUCCACAGUUGAAUUAAUUAUUUCUUAGGAGUCAAAACAUCUAGACUUAAAUCAGUUAAAUAUUCUUAAAGUACUGACAACAAAAAAUAAUAGAAAAUUAUGUUGAAAACUUUGGGAGACUAAAACAACAGUACCACGAAAGAGAUAUGUUAAUUUCCCAAUUAAAUAACGUGGCAUGAUGUGUUCUUCUAGGAGAGAAAAGCCAACAUAUUGGUUACCGUUAGUUCUAUAGUGAGUUUGAUUUCAAAAGUCGAAUAUAAUGAAAUAAAACAAAUCUCUACAAAUCUUUUUUUUGUAACAACACAUUUUGGAUAGCCAUCACGACGUUUCCACAAAAUAUAACUAGUCACUAUCAGGUAUACAAGAUUACAAAUUAUAGUGAUUGUUAUCCAUAGAAUUGUGUUUUGUAUAUUUGGUACAAUGCUAAAUGCCUUUCAAAGAUUAUAUUUUGGAUGGUUUUUUUUUGUUUUGAUUAUAUAUGAUUUAGUUAUAAUGUAGUCGCAGUGUCAGGUCAUUAACCAAGGCCCACACAAGUACGCGCCGAAGGCGCGCGAACGUCCGGGGGUGGGGAGGGGUCUCCCCCUAGGAAAAUUUUGAAAAUUGACAACCGCAAAUCCAUUUUCCAAGCAUUUCAGACCAAAGCAGAAGAAGGCAAAUUUUUGAUUUCCUGAUACAAUUAGAUAACAGAAUGACCUAAGAGCACUAUCAUUAGAUGAAUUUGAGAAUUUGAGUGUCAAAAAAAAGCAACCUUUUAUCCUCCGUGAUGAAAAUAAUGCAAAUUAUAAUAUACAUACAAUACACGUGUUUGACAGUUAUGUUGACGCACAUCACAGACUAUAGCGAGAAUCUUCGCACUCACAGAAGUAUACGAAUAUCAUCAUAAGCUCCUGAAUCCCACGAGCUUAUGAUGAUAUUUGUUUACUUCUGUGAUGAUAACUGAUAAUUAAUUGUUCUCUAAGAAGUAACAAAUUAUUUCUUUAGCUUCAAGGAUAGCCAAAGUAAUCUUCAGGUCUUUUUUUUUCUUUCUCUUUUUUAUUUUUUCUUUAUAGGCUUAGGCCCACUUUUUUAAUGAGCUUAGGCCCACCUGCCACGGACAGGUGGACAGGUGGGCCCAGUCGUGUAUUUAUGGAUUUGCAAAUGUGUGUAGUGUUGCUAUAAACGUUUCUUAUUAUUUCUGUGGGUGUAAAUGUAAUGUAUAUUAUGCAAUAGUUAUCAAAAGGUACUUUACUCUAUGCACUUAUCAGUGUACUGUUUUCCAUAUUUCUUAAUGUAGUAAAAGUUAGUCCCGCAAAGGACAUUGUUUUUGGGCCAUUGUUAUCUUGUUUAGUUUAACAUAUUGAAUUGCAUAGCUUUUUUCUAUAUCAAAUCUAAAAUAAUAUGCCAAAACUUGCCUUUUUCAAAAGAAAUUCUAAAAUAAUUAACUUUUCCAUUGAAAGGAUCGUGAAAUGAAAGCUCAAUUAUAAUGAUUAUUUUUUCCUAUCGCAAUAUAUUUUCUCGGCAACUUUUGCACCCAUUUAUUUCAUUUCAUUUUUGAUGGCUUUCUUUUACCAGUGAAAACUCGAUUUUUGCACACAAGACUGUCCGUGAAAUGGCAUCAUAUAAUAGCGUUAUCAUUGAUAAAUUUAUUCAUUCUCCUCAUUUAAUAAAUAUUGACAGCGCAUUUAUUAAGGAGUCUGAAGUACUGGGGCAUAGGAAGGGCCGAGAGUGGAGGGGGUUGAAUACUCGAGUCCCAACCCAAAAUGUACAUUUCACCCCGGCACUAGUGGAGUCGCGAUGGUUCAGUGAGUAAGACAUUAGCUCGCUAAUCUGGAUAUCAGUGUUGGCUGAGAAAGUUCAUCAGGAUUUUCCGGCAUGGUUUUCACCCCGCCCCCCUUGUCAAUGGGACGGAGGGCCUCGCCCUCGCAAAGGACAACGUAUAGUCAUUGAGAUGGGACGAACAACCAAGGUGCCGUUUAUGCAUUGGCGUGUACGCUCAUCUUCAUUAGCCCAGUUGAUGCAGAACAGUAGGACGUUAAAUCCCAUUUCUUUUCAUUAAUCAGACAGCUAGUUUUAUAAAGCUCCAUGGUUGACGGAGUCGGAGUGCAUAAAAUACGACAAAUUUUAUAUUGUAUAUAUAUACCAUCAAAUCUGUCUAUGUCUUGCUUAAAAUGUAUUGUCUGGUUCGAGUAAGUAGUUAUCUACAUGUAUCUGUUGACUGCUCGAAAGUUGACCGAUGUGUCACAAAUCUGUCUUAGUUGCUAGAAAUCAACCCGAUGCCCGAUGUCAUAAUUGAAAAUAGAAACACUAUAAUAUAAUCUCACUUCUUUUUCUGAUUUGAACGUCCUGUGCUUUGUUACAAGGAUAUUUUGAAUGAUCUAAUUAGAUCUACACUGUAUUGCAUCAAAUAAUUAUUAUUUAUUAUUAUUGCAGCAUAUUUAUAGUGCGCCCGUUUAUAUCACAUGUUCAGGGGCACUUUGCAAAGUGACAAUAUAAUCAUAGAAAAACACACCAAAAUUAUGGACAUGCUAAGAGUAUAUAUGCAGAGUCAAUUGAAAGCCUGUUUAAAUAAAUGUGUUUCAAAAAAUAAUAGAGAGGUACAGCAUGUUAAACUAAAAGGUAGAUUAUUCCUGGGGUUUGAAAACUAAAAGAGUGCUGAUCAUAAGAGACUAGUUGAACGGAUUUGGGCUUUAAAGGUAGUUUGUCUGAUGUACGUAAUGUUCGACCAGGUGUAUUAAGUUCUAAUAGAUCAUAUAGGUAAACAGGAGCUAAAUUAUUUAAAAGUAAGUAAUAAAAUCUUAAAAAUCAA
This is a messenger RNA of Patella vulgata (common limpet), 3406 nucleotides long. RefSeq names its product succinate dehydrogenase assembly factor 3, mitochondrial-like. NCBI's taxonomy places the organism in Eukaryota, Metazoa, Mollusca, Gastropoda, Patellidae. The transcript has 3 exons. Gene Ontology annotation, biological process: succinate metabolic process; mitochondrial respiratory chain complex II assembly. Gene Ontology annotation, cellular component: mitochondrion; mitochondrial intermembrane space. The record is from RefSeq and is a predicted model, not a curated record. Bases 165 to 512 code for a protein of 115 amino acids.